Molecule: messenger RNA, 1041 nt
Organism: Fusarium vanettenii 77-13-4
Lineage: Eukaryota; Fungi; Ascomycota; Sordariomycetes; Hypocreales; Nectriaceae
Exons: 2
Coding region: 1-1041 (346 amino acids)
Molecular function (GO): oxidoreductase activity
Source: RefSeq, a predicted model, not a curated record
AUGGCGACGCAGACCGUUUUCAGACUCACUCAGCGUACAUCUCUUCAGGACCUCCAUGUCAGCGAGGAAGAGGUUCCAACCCCUUUACCCCAAGAGGUCCUCAUUCGAAUUCGCAGCGUGGCGCUCAACUAUCGCGAUUACGCAAUCGCUACGGGAAAAUAUCCUUUCCCAGUAAAAGACAAUGUCGUCCCUUGCUCUGACUUAUCAGGAGACGUGGAAACCGUCGGAAGUCAAGUAAAUGACCUCAAGCCUGGCGAUAAGGUGAUUGCUUCCUUCGAUCUUGUCACUCAGUACGGUCCGAUUCAAGGCUGGGAUCACGGCCUUGGCGGCCCGCGCGAUGGUGUUCUUCGGCAGUACAUCACCUUGCCUAGUAGUGCCAUUGUCAAGGUGCCUGCGGACACGACCUUGAAUUAUCCACAGCUCUCCGCGCUAGUUGUUACGGCCACAACCGCUUGGAACACACUUUAUGGGAAUGUCCCCAUCAAGCCCGGCCAAGUAGUUCUUUUCCUUGGAACUGGCGGUGUCUCAAUCACUGGCCUGAUUCUAGCCAAAGCUGCUGGCGCAAUUACCAUCGUCACAUCAUCAUCAGAUGAGAAACUGAAGCACGUCCAGCAGACUUAUGGCGUCGAUCAUACCAUCAACUAUAAGGCCAGUCCCGACUGGUCUAGUGAAGUGCUGAAGUUGACUGACGGUCACGGCGCGGACUACAUCAUUGAGAACGGCGGAGCCGGCACCAUUGCGCAAAGCUUGAACGCGGUCGCAUACGGAGGUUCGAUUGCUGUUGUUGGGUUUCUAGCGCCAUGCCCACAGGAUGAAAUGCCGGAUGUUGCGGCACUGGCACUUGGAAAGGGAGCUGUCGUUCGCGGUAUUAUGAUUGGUUCAAAGCAGCAUCUUGAAGACGCCACCCGUUUCUUUACGUCCAAGAAUCUGGUUGUUCCCGUUGAGAAGGAAUUCGGAUUCAGCAGAGAUGAAGUCAUUGCCGCUUUGGAAUAUCUCGCUAGUGGUCAGCACGUUGGCAAGAUCUGUAUCAAGGUUGAUUAA